AUGUCUAUUAAAAUUAAAGAUGUAGAUAAUAAUUUGCCAUUGCCAGUUGAAAAACUUCCAAAAUGUUGGAAUGAAGAAGAAAGAAUGAAUGCUUUAUUUUCUCCUUUUCGGAGUAAAGCAGCCAAUCCACAAGAUUGGGUGUCAAAAUAUAAAUUUUGGCAAAAUCUAAUAUAUGAAUGGUUAAAAUAUACUAAGAAAAGCAGUUUUUCUAUUAUAGACUUAAGUGAUACCUUUAAAAGAAAUGGUUGCACACCACUUUGUUUAGUAACUGUUGUUGAAGAGCUUUUACGGAAUAAUGAAAUAAUUUCAGAGGCAGAAUUUUUAAAAGAACCUUAUGAAUCAUGGACAGCAUGGUCAAUUGAUAUAUUUGUAAAAAGGCCACUCACAUGGUCAUAUUCAAAAGUUAAAAGUUAUGUUAUAAACAAUGAAAUUAAUAAGAACACUAGGUAUAUACAUUUACAAGUUCUUAGAGAAUUUGGAAAUACUAUAUUUUCUAUUUUAGAAGAAAAAAAGGAAAAUAUUCUUAUGCCAUACUGUGAGCUACUAAAAACUUGUAAAUCUCAAAUAGAUACAAAUAUGUCAGAUAAGACUAUAAUGUUGGCUUUAAUAUGGUUAAAACGCGAAAAAAAAGUGGUUUUUAGAAAAAGUGAAAAUGAAAAUGAGUUAUUAAUUAAAAUUGCUCUACAUUUAUCAGAUAGUGUAACAGAUAUUGAGGAAGGCAUAUAUAAGUUAAUGAAACAGGAAAAUGAACUUAUAAAAGAAAUAGAACUUAUGGAAGAAGAAAAAAUUAAUAUUAUUAAUGAAACUAAAUUAUAUUUAACUAAAGGAUUACGACAGGUAGCAAAAACACAUUUGAGGAAAAAGAUACAAUUAGAAAAUACAAUUGCAAAACGAGCACACACCCUUGAAAAUAUCCAAAGUCUCAUAUCAAGCAUUCAAAAUACUCACAUGAAUACUACUGUACUAUCAGCAUACAAAACUGGGUCUGAUGUACUAAAAAAACUUAACGAAAGUGGUUUAUCAGAAUCGAAUGUUAGAGAUAUUGUAGAUGAACUCUCAGAGGCUUUAGAAGAACAGAAAGAAGUACAAUCUCUUUUGUCAGAAUCUUUUAAAAGUGAUGACUUAAAUAUUGAUUUAGAGCAAGAAUUAGAAGAAUUAGUAAAGCUUGAUGAUAAUGUUUUACCCUCUGUACCAAAUACAAAACUAAGUUCUAAUAUUGAUGAACUUCAUAAAAACUUUAAAAAUUUACACAUUGGAGGCAUUGCUGUAUCUAAUAAUUCAUCUGAAUCACAAAACAGUAUUCACAAAAAAAAGAAGCUAAUGAAACAUGCUGAAUGUGUAUAA
Molecule: messenger RNA, 1344 nt
Organism: Habropoda laboriosa
Lineage: Eukaryota; Metazoa; Arthropoda; Insecta; Hymenoptera; Apidae
Product: charged multivesicular body protein 7
Exons: 4
Coding region: 1-1344 (447 amino acids)
Biological process (GO): vesicle budding from membrane; late endosome to vacuole transport via multivesicular body sorting pathway
Cellular component (GO): ESCRT III complex; multivesicular body
Source: RefSeq, a predicted model, not a curated record